AUGGACGACUCCUUCGUGGAGCUGCUGGAGGAGAUCUUGGCACACGCGCCCCUGGCUGCUGGUGCCCCCGGGCCAGCCGGUCCCGGGGAGGCGAGGACCCAGGUGGUGGUGGUCGGAGCCACCUUCCCCACGGGGCUGAGCCAGACGCUGGGGAAGUUCACCGACGUGGGCCGGUUUGUCACCAUCACCACCCAGAGCCUGCACCGCCUGCCAUCCCACGUCCAGCAGAAGUUUGUCCGCUUAAAAGGCCGGGACAAGCUGCUCGAACUGCUGCAGUUACUCAAGGAGCACCCAGCAUCCGGCGGCGCUGUUCUCGUCUUCUGCAACAGUGCCAGCACUGUCAACUGGCUGGGCUAUAUCCUGGAUGAUCACAAAAUCAAGCACCUGAGGUUGCAGGGACAGAUGUCAGCAGCUGCUAGAGCUGGCAUCUUUGCCUCCUUCCAGAAGGGCGAUGUGUCUGUCCUUGUCUGCACUGACCUUGCCUCGCGGGGGCUGGACACCAGCAGUGUGCAGCUAGUGGUCAACUAUGACUUCCCAGACACCCUACAGGACUACCUGCACCGCGUGGGGCGGGUUGGACGAGUCGGAAGCAAGGCGCCUGGAGCCGUGGUGAGUUUUGUCACCCAUCGGUGGGACGUGGACCUGGUGCGGAAAAUAGAGACUGCAGCCCGGAAAAGAACAGGUCUCCCAGGCAUGGACUCCUCUAUUACUGAACGUCGACCUAAAGGAGGUUGA
Tauraco erythrolophus (red-crested turaco) is the source of this 735-nucleotide messenger RNA. RefSeq names its product DEAD-box helicase 28 (gene DDX28). The record is from RefSeq and is a predicted model, not a curated record. NCBI's taxonomy places the organism in Eukaryota, Metazoa, Chordata, Aves, Musophagiformes, Musophagidae. Gene Ontology annotation, molecular function: RNA helicase activity; nucleic acid binding; ATP binding.